AUGGCCGCCUUCACUCUCAUCUUCACCCCCACCACCGCCGUCUACGGACGCUCCGGCUACAACAAGGACGGCGACGACGAGGAGAAGGACAGUGGCCGUUCCGGCUACAACAAGGACGGCAACGACGACGAUGAGACCCAGAACAAGGGACGCUCCGGCUACAACAAGGAUGAGUGGCUCGCUUUCUUCACAGCGGCCCUCGGAAGAGCAAACGGCGCCUUGACUAGCUAGCCGCAUCGCAACAUGCGCGCCUCCCAUUCAACCAGCAUUAGACCGGAGUUUUAUCGCAACGUGUCGCCACCGCGCAACCCCCCCCCCCCCCCCCCCCCCC
Molecule: messenger RNA, 331 nt
Organism: Colletotrichum navitas
Lineage: Eukaryota; Fungi; Ascomycota; Sordariomycetes; Glomerellales; Glomerellaceae
Exons: 2
Coding region: 1-231 (76 amino acids)
Source: RefSeq, a predicted model, not a curated record